This is a messenger RNA of Chilo suppressalis (striped riceborer), 1150 nucleotides long. NCBI's taxonomy places the organism in Eukaryota, Metazoa, Arthropoda, Insecta, Lepidoptera, Crambidae. The record is from the annotation of a GenBank genome assembly.
AUUAUGACAAAAUCAUAUUUAUUAAAAUGCCAUAAUAUUUCAAAUAUUUUAUACAGAAUAAUCAAACAUCAUGAUGUCUUCAAGAAAGUUCUUCCCAAAGGCGCCUCUUUUGUUCAAGAGCCUUUCGACUUCAAUGAGACUGUCGGCAGAAGAUUUGUUUGUACACCGCGAUACUUCUGAAAACAACGCUCUCACUCCAUUUGAGUUUACGGAACCUAAUAUGGCUCGUAUCGCAGCAUUGGUGCAAAACUACCCAUCAGGAGCGCAACGUUCAGUAUUGGGAGCAGCUUUGGACAUCGUUCAAAGACAGAUCGGAUGGAUUCCCAUAUCUGCUAUGCAUAAAGUUGCAGAGAUUCUGAGCGUUCCCAGAGUUAGGGUUUACGAAUGGGCCACUUUCUACACAAUGUGUAAGAGACGUUAUCGCGGCAAAUACCACGUCAAGGUAUGUAGCACCACACCCUGCAUGUUACGGGGAGCCGAAAUCAUUCUCCGGGCGACCGAAGAAGCUACUUGCUGCACUGUGGGCGGUCUCUCUCCCGAUAAGAUCUUUGGAGUUGACAUUGUGGAAUGCCAGGGUGCAUGUGUUAACGCACCCGUAUUGGUUGUAGAUGACGAUUACUAUGAAGACGUCAACGUUUGUGAUGUUUACAACAUUAUAAAAGCAAUCAAAUGCGGUAAAAUACCUCAAACAGGACCUCAAAAUGGAAGAUAUGCUAGCGAGCCAAUAUGUGGAUUUACCACACUCCUGGAGCCACCGCCUCCACCAGGGUUUGGAAUACAAGCAGCUUUGGUUUCUAAGAAAUAAUCUGUUAUUGUAUAUUUUUAUAGAAAAAAAUCUUUUACUUUGUCGAAAAAGGCUUAUUUAAAAUUCUUUAAUAACUUACAAAGUUUAUUCUAAGAUGUAAAUAUUGGAAAUGUAGGCUUUUAGUACAACACACCGCCCACUUAAAUGUGGAAUAAAAUUGUUCUUGGAAUAAAAUAUAAUUAUUUAAGUAAUAACAUAUCAAAGAUGAUGAAAGCGUGACUUUAUUUCUGGAGCUGGCUGAAAUUAUCAAAAUGCCUUUGAUAUGCGGUUCUCUGAACUAAUAAAGUUUUACUAAAUAAUUUAUGACCAAAUUAUGUCAUAUCCUAAAUAAAUUUUAACCAGUCG